Messenger RNA from Ectocarpus sp. CCAP 1310/34, 2646 nucleotides. Lineage: Eukaryota; Phaeophyceae; Ectocarpales; Ectocarpaceae. The record is from the annotation of a GenBank genome assembly.
AUGGCGGAGCAAGACCUCGCGAGUCUUCUCGCCCCUCUCCCCCCCUCGCCCAUCGAAGGAAAUGCAGAGGUGGACGCACGGGCGUGUACCGGCGAGGACAACCAGUACAAGGAGGAAGUGUCCGCCACCCAAGCAAACCGCUUGUGGUAUCAAGGGCACUCGGCGUUGACGGUGUUGAAGGAGGAGCGGAAGCGCGACCUGCGGCAACUGCAACUCACGCAGCAGGCGAAGAGCUUGUCCGAUGAGUCGUACACGACGAUCCCAGCGGUGAAGGCAGCCGAGGCCAAACGGUUUGAGCUGUUGAACGAGGCCUCGCGUCUUCGACACGAGUCGUCGCUCUUGCGGAUCGCGGCGAGAGUAAACUCCGCUGGCUCACGGGUUUACGCGGCAUCGACAAUCCUGGGGUGGCUCAGGGACUUUCGGGGGCACGGUGGUUUCAAGCUAGAUUCAAGGGGGGUGCACGAGAGGGACUGGAUCAUGUCGGAAGAGGACCUCAAGGAUGAGCUCAUCAAGUGGAUGAGGAGACAGAAGCGCCUUACGGUCAAGGACGUCCAGAACUACAUCAACCAGUGGCUCUUCGCGAACGAGAUCGGGGAUUUAUCCAGACUCCUUUCGUACCAGGUGAACCUUCCCGUGUCCAUGGCCACAACCCACUCCUGGAUGAUCGCGCUGGGGUGCAAGUACGAGCGGGCUACGAAGUCUUUUUACACGGACGGCCACGAGAAGAAGGACGUGGUGGUGUACCGCGGCAAGUACAUCGAUGUCAAGCGGAAGCUCGCCCUUCGGCAACCGUUGUGGGUGCGAGUUCAACGAGACACUCUGACGCCGGAGGAGCUUCAGCGGCUUGACGGCAUCAAAGGUCCGGCAAAGGAUUUCUGCGCAGAGGACGAGAGUGUCUACAAGGCGUAUGCGCACGAGGGCAAGAAGUGGGUUGUCCAAGGGGUACGCGGGAUACGUAAAAAAACCGAGGGCCCGGGAGAGAUGGUGUCUGGCUUUCAAGAUGAGAGGCACGGCUUUGGCUUGCCGUUGACGGACGACGUGCUGCAGGCGGUGAACGCGCGUCGCAAGGAGAAGGGCAAGGAAGUCCUGACACGAAGCCCUGGCCUGCGGUUUCUCCAGUACGGGAAGAACAAGGAUGGAUACUGGGGAUACGACGAGUUCAAGGAACAGAUCGAGGACGUCUUGGACGUCUUGGACGUCUUUGAACCCGACAUGCAAGUGGUGGUUGAGNCCCUGCGGUUUCUCCAGUUCGGGAAGAACAAGGAUGGAUACUGGGGAUACGACGAGUUCAAGGAACAGAUCGAGGACGUCUUGGACGUCUUGGACGUCUUCGAACCCGACAUGCAAGUGGUGGUUGAGAUCGACCACUCGUCGGGGCACACAAGGCAGCGGGAGGAUGGAUUGCAUGUGGGGAACAUGAAUGUCAAGUACGGGGGGAAGCAAAAGGUGUUGCGGGAUACAGUCAUGACAGAGGGGUGUUUGGGACCGGAAGAGGCGAAGAUGUACCUCUCCAACGGCGAUGUGGCGGCUGAUGGGGCUGGAACAAAGCCUAGGGAUAAGAUUAAGGAAGGGUACGAAGGGAAGGCAAAGGACUCGAAGCAGUACCUGUGGGAACGGGGAUUGUGGAAAGAGGGGAUGAAUGCGUCAGUGGGGAUAUCUGACGAGAAGAACGUCGAGAAAGUCUUGCAGGCACUGACGGAUUUUGAGAGUGAGAGGACGGCGCUGCAGUACUUGGUCGAGAGCAGGGGACACAUACUUUUGUUGUCUCCGAAGUGUCACCCAGAGGUAGCGGGGGUAGGGAUCGAGUACUCGUGGGGGUUUUCCAAGCAGAGGUUUCGGCGGAAGUACAACGACGAAGUCCCAAAGCACUUGCACGCCAACAUCGAAAAAUCGAUGUCCAGGGAAAAGCAUUUCACGAUCGGUCGGGUGCGACGCUUCGCCCGGCGUACCGAGACUACUGCCGAGCUUACCGCGAACUACAGCUGGGUGCGGUAGACGGCCAGGGUCUACAGCUGGUCGAGAAAGUGCGCGACACCCAAAAGGCUCACCGCAACAUACUGGACAUGGAGCCCGGUUUCCUUGGCAAGCAGUGACCUUGGCCGGCCGGCCGGAAGAGGGGGGGGUACAUGGUGCUGUAGAGAGUUACUUGUAUGUGUUGUUGAAGAUUGUAUAGUUGUACAUUUUACGCAGCGUGGGUGUUGUUGUUGGCUUUGUAUUACAGGUUAAGCAUAGGUGUGGUUGUGUGCAAAAUAUCGUGCGGUGAUGCCGUAAAAGUCUGCUUGUUUUUCCGGUCGAGUUAAGACUUAUUGCUCGAGUUUGUGCACGGGCAUGUUGGCGUCGUGAGCUUUAAAUACAUGAUUCACAUCAUCACGACCAGUGGGUACAACUCAUGUACGUCAUGGGCUGGUAGGCAGCGCCAGUGUGGCUCCUGCCAACUACACCGCUUUCGCACACGUCCCUACGGUCCCUAGACCCCUCAUUUUCCUUUAUAAAUGGUGUGCCCCUGCACCCAGGUUCUGAGGCCAGAACGAAAUUCUGGAUUUCCCGCGCGGUUUUUUCGAAUGAGAACCUGAAAUUUUGAGACGGCAUCUGCAUGAGUACAACAAAAACAAUUGCCACUGCGCCAUUUGUUUUUUUUUUAAAGUC